This is a messenger RNA of Fibroporia radiculosa, 741 nucleotides long. RefSeq lists its product as uncharacterized. The record is from RefSeq and is a predicted model, not a curated record. Gene Ontology annotation, molecular function: protein binding. The transcript is spliced from 6 exons. The coding region runs from base 1 to 741 and encodes 246 amino acids. NCBI's taxonomy places the organism in Eukaryota, Fungi, Basidiomycota, Agaricomycetes, Polyporales, Fibroporiaceae.
AUGUCAUACAGACAAUACAGUCCUGGCUAUGACCGUCCCAGGAAUCCCGACACUCGUCAGCUCCCUCCUGGCUGGACAGCAGAGUAUGACGAUAACUACAACGCAUGGUUUUAUGUGAACACUUUCGAAGAACCUCCACGUUCCUCUUGGGUUCACCCCCUCGAUAUUGCUCCUCGGUCUCCACGACCUGGAGGAUACGCACCUCCCUCGGGUCCCCCACCUCCGAAUGACAGACGAGGAUAUGAUUCGUCUCGCGGAUAUGAUCAACCCAGUUGGAACCAAGGACCUCCCGGCCGUUCCUACGAUGAUGGCCCUUCUCCUCGACCAUAUAACGACCGCCUUUCCCCUCGACCCUACGAUGGAGGUCCACCGUCACGAUCUUACGAUGACGGUUAUGGUUCAUCAUAUGGAGCGCCGCUACCGCCAGGUGGAUAUCGCCCCGGCGGUGGGUAUGGAGGACCUCCGCCUGAGGAAUCGAGGGGCUGGUUCGGUGGGGGUCCCUCUAUGCAGCAACCCGCCAAUGUAGAGGUGGUGGAGACACCUCCGCCUAAGAAGCAUCACAUGGGUAUGGGGACUGCCCUUGCUGCUGGUGGCGCGGGUAUUCUUGGUGGUAUGCUCAUUGGUGAUCUCAUUGAGCACCAUGAUGAGCGUGAGCGCAUGGAGGGAUUUGAUCAAGGUUUCCAGGACGGUUCCAUGGAUCAGGGUUUCAUGGACGAUAAUGGCCCUGGGUUCGGCUGGUGA